CAGUUAGAAAGGGUAGCAGAAAAAGUGAAAAUGGUGGGAGAUGAGAAAAGAGGAAUACAAAAUUGCCGCCCUUCGCUAAAAUCCCUUGCUUCGCUCAAUAAUUAUCCGAAAUGGAAACACAAGCUCCGAGAAAAUUGCCUCAAAAGAGUUCGCGAGGAUCGAACGCGUUUGCUUUGGAAAUUGAGAUUACCCGAAGCUAAAUUUUCCAAUAACGAGGAGUUCAUCAAAUCAACUCUCCAGGAUAUAGUUUCCGAUGAACUGAGAAAAAUCAAGGGUUCAUCUCCGGUUGAAGGUUCGGCUCCAAUCUUUGGCGCAGCGACUGAUGACAUGAUAUGGGAAUAUGACGGUCUACAUACAGCUUAUCAAGGCGACUGUGAAGAUAUGUUACUAGCAAUGCAAAGAGUGUUUUAUGAAGAUCUUAGGACAGAGGAAACUAAAAAAGGUGCAGAUGAUUUUAUCAGAGCAUGGGAGGAUGAAGAAGACGAAUACUUGGCUCGUGUAGUAUUUGAUCACAUGCAGCUCAAUAGUGAUCAGGUCGCGGAGGAGGUUUGGUGUCCCAUCUGCAAACAAGGGAAGUUACAGGAAAAUAGCCAUCAUAUUUAUUGCAGUCAGUGCAAAGUCAAGCUAAACAGAGACCACGAGGUAGAUUUGAACACUCUACGGGUGAGGCUGGGUGAAGCUCACACAGAGCAUCUUGAUAAGGGAUGCAGGUUGAAACCCGAUUUCUGCGUCGAUUCUAAGUUUGAUCUGACUGCACUAUACAUUAAGUGCCAAGGCUGCAAUAUGUUCGAGAUAGUACUAUAGCCUGUCACCUAGCAAUUAGGUCCUGCAUAUGGGCUUCUCUCUAUUUCAAGAGGAUCGUGAAAAGAACCCGUCUUUGGUGCUCGGAUUUUCAAUUUUUGACCUAGUAAAUUUUCUGUAAUCAUACUAGUUUCUUUAGGGACGUACAGUGCAGUGAUACACACCUAAAAUACCUGUACAAAUAUUAACUUGGUGACAAACUCCACGAAUGCUUUGAUAAACUGAAAGUCGAACCUUGAAUAAAAUUGGCAAUUCUUUCGGCCUUAA
Molecule: messenger RNA, 1068 nt
Organism: Erythranthe guttata (spotted monkey flower)
Lineage: Eukaryota; Viridiplantae; Streptophyta; Magnoliopsida; Lamiales; Phrymaceae
Product: RPA-interacting protein A
Biological process (GO): protein import into nucleus
Cellular component (GO): nucleus
Source: RefSeq, a predicted model, not a curated record